AUGGCUGCUACGACCAACCUAUCUCAUGACGAUUACACGGUCGGAUGGGUAUGCGCCCUGCCGCUGGAGAUGGCGGCUGCAAAGGUGAUGUUGGACACAAUCCAUCCGAGCCUGCCGAGUCUAUCAAUCGAUCAAAACAACUAUAUCCUUGGCAAUAUCGGGGAACACAACAUCGUCCUUGCCUGCUUACCAGGUGGCGCAUAUGGUAUUGUAUCAGCUGCAACGGUAGCGAUGCAGUUACUCUCUAGCUUCCACUCUAUCCGAUUCGGUCUGAUGGUCGGUAUCGGUGGAGGUGUACCAAGCAGCAAGGCAGACAUUCGACUAGGCGAUAUUGUGGUGAGCCAACCAGCAGACACAUCCGGAGGCGUGAUUCAAUACGAUCUGGGGAAAGUGUUAAGUGACGGUCAAUUCCAGCGGACGGGGAUGCUGAACCGGCCGCCUAAGGUCCUGCUGACUGCCCUCGCUACACUCCAAGCCCACCACUUCACAGAAGAUAGUCGGGUUCUUGAAUUUAUCUCUGGAAUUCAAGCCAAAAUGCCUCUACGCAGAGCUGCAAAUUUUAUACGACCCACUCAAGAGGACUGUCUAUAUCAAUCAGAAUAUAACCAUGAAGGAUCUGAUACAUGUAUCGAUUGUGAUCGAUCUAAACUGGUUCCGCGGCUUCCACGAGAUUAUGAAGAACCAGUGAUACACUAUGGACUGAUUGCAUCCGCAAAUCAGGUAAUGAAAGAUGGCAGACGGCGAGACGAGUUAGCUAGAGACCUAAGGGUUCUUUGUGUCGAAAUGGAAGCUGCAGGGCUCAUGAAUGACUUUCCAUGUCUGGUUAUUCGGGGUAUCUGUGACUAUGCUGACUCACACAAGAAUAAGGAAUGGCAAGGAUAUGCAGCAGCUGUGGCAGCAGCCUAUACCAAAGAACUUGUCUUGCUGGUUCCGAUCGAUCAGAUCAAAACUACGCCAACUGCACGAGACACUCUAGCAGAUUCUGUCGACCGCUUCAAUGUUCCUCUAGAUCUUACCGCAGUGCCCGUGAUUGCAAAUUUCGUGGGACGGCAAGAUGAGCUAGACAAUCUGUGGCAGUUUUUACAACCGACAGAUUCACCAUCACGGAAAGUUGCAAUUCUUCACGGGCUUGGCGGUAUGGGAAAGACGCAGCUAGCGAUUCGCUUCGCGCGAGAUCAUAGAGAUAAAUUUACGGCGAUCUUCUGGCUAAGUGGCAAAGAUCGCGACACGCUCCUACGAUCAUUAAGCUCUGUCUUGAACCGAUUGCCUGGGCAGGGCUGGGAUAGCGAGACGACUAAUGACGAAGAAGUGGAGCAACGAGCCAGGCAUAUGUUACGGUGGCUAGCAUUGAAUGGCAACUCACGUUGGCUAAUCAUUUUUGAUAACAUCGAUCAAUAUUCCCCCUCUCACAGCGCUGUUGUUGAUGGAUAUGACAUUGAGGAAUUUUUCCCGAAGGCAGACCAUGGCUCCAUCCUGAUCACUUCUCGACGUCAAAGGCUUGCUGAGCUAGGGGAGCCUUUCCCAGUUCACAGGCUUGAUCCUCGUAACUCAGUCCAACUACUCCUGCAAAGUAGUGGUCUAUCAGCAAGGAACACCACUAGCAAACUUGACAGCAAUCUAGGUACCAUGGCGCUUGAUGAAGAGAUGUUAGAGAUCAUGCUAAUAUGUAUAGAUGUCCUUACUCUUGCCAAUCGUCUGGAUGGUCUACCUUUGGCCAUUGUUAUCGCCGGGGCGUUUAUGCGUGAAACUGGAACCAGCAUCACUGAGUACUUGGAGUUCUACCAAGAAUCUUGGACUGAGCUACAGCUGCAAUCUAAUCCUGGACGUCAGUACCAGCAAGGCAAUAUGCUGCAAACAUGGAUGAUCUCAUACCUUGAGAUCCAGAAGCGUGACCCAAGCGCAGCAGACCUUCUGUUGCUACUUGCUCUUUUUGAUAGUCGUGAUAUCUGGUACGAGUUAGUGAAGAGUGGCAGUCACAGCCUAAAUGUCCCGGGCUGGCUUGAAAAGGCUACAUCAGACGGACUCUCGUUUAAAACCCGUAUGAGGUCUCUCGUCGGAUUCUCUUUUCUACAGAGUAAGCAACAAGAAGGAAGCUACACGAUGCAUCCGGUGGUACAGGAUUGGUGCCAUUAUAUUGCCGACGAAAGCAAAGAUGUGAAUCGGAUACAGCUUAAUGAACUGGCACUGAUAUCUGUUGGAUACUCUGUGCCCAGUGCAAGUACCAGGGAUUAUUCAAAGCUUCAGCAACGGCUUAUUCCACACGCUAAUUAUGUAAGUCAAUUAGAUUAUUUAGAUGACAAUAUUGAGUUAUGGGGAGCAUUCCAUGGCUUAGGGGAUCUUUAUUGCGACCAGAGCAAACUAAAAGAGGCAGAAGAGAUGUACCAGCGAGCACUGGCAGGCCAGGAGACGGCCCUCGGUCCAGAUCAUACGUCGACUUUGAAUAUAGUCAACAAUCUUGGUCUUCUCUACAAAGAUCAAGGGAAGCUGAAAGAGGCAGAAGAGAUGUACCAGCGAGCACUGGCAGGCUAUGACAAGGCCCUCAGUCCAGAUUAUAUAUCGACUCUGAAUACAGUCAACAACCUUGGAAUUCUCUACAAAGAUCAAGGGAAGCUGAAAGAGGCAGAAGACAUGUACCAGCGAGCACUGGUAGGCUAUGAGAAGGCCCUCGGUCCAGAUCAUACGUCGACUCUGAAUACAGUUAAUAACCUUGGUCUUCUCUACUCCGACCAAGGGAAGCUGAAAGAGGCAGAAGAUAUGUACCAGCGAGCACUAGCAGGCCAGGAGAAGGCCCUUGGUCUAGAUCAUACGUCGACUCUGAAUAUAGUCAACAACCUUGGAAAUCUCUACUCCGACCAAGAGAAGCUGAAAGAGGCAGAAGAGAUAUACCAGCGAGCACUAGCCGGCUAUGAGACGGCCCUCGGUCCAGAUCAUACGUUGACUCUAAAUACAGUCAACAACCUUGGUCUUCUCUACAAAGAUCAAGGGAAGCUGAAAGAGGCAGAAGAGAUGUACCAGCGAGCACUGGCCGGCUUUGAGACGGCCCUCGGUCCAGAUCAUACGUCGACUCUAGAUUCAGUACACUAUCUUGGAAUUCUCUACAAAGAUCAAGGGAAGCUGAAAGAGGCAGAAGAGAUGUACCAGCGAGCACUGGCCGGCUUUGAGACGGCCCUCGGUCCAGAUCAUACGUCGACUCUAGAUUCAGUACACUAUCUUGGAAUUCUCUACAAAGAUCAAGGGAAGCUGAAAGAGGCAGAAGACAUGUACCAGCGAGCACUGGCAGGCCGGGAGACGGCCCUCGGUCCAGAUCAUACGUCGACUCUAGAUUCAGUACACUAUUUUGGAAUUCUCUACAAAGAUCAAGGGAAGCUGAAAGAGGCAGAAGAGAUGUACCAGCGAGCACUAGCCGGCUUUGAGACGGCCCUCGGUCCAGAUCAUACGUCGACUCUAGAUUCAGUACACUGUCUUGGUCUUCUCUACAAAGAUCAAGGGAAGCUGAAAGAGGCAGAAGAGAUGUACCAGCGAGCACUGGCCGGCUAUAAGACGGCCCUCGGUCCAGAUCAUAUGUCCACUCUGGAUACGGUCAAUAAUCUGGGCCUUCUCUACCAAAGUCAAGAUAAGCUGAAACAAGAAGAGGACAUGUACCAGGAAGAACUGCCAGACAGUCAGAAGGUCGCAAAUUCCAGUGCGAACAGAGCGCGACGGGCUAUAGAGAAAAUUAAAAGAUGGCGUAGACAAUAA
Penicillium robsamsonii is the source of this 3738-nucleotide messenger RNA. RefSeq names its product Pfs, NB-ARC and TPR domain protein. The coding region runs from base 1 to 3738 and encodes 1245 amino acids. Gene Ontology annotation, molecular function: catalytic activity; ADP binding; protein binding. The transcript has 2 exons. NCBI's taxonomy places the organism in Eukaryota, Fungi, Ascomycota, Eurotiomycetes, Eurotiales, Aspergillaceae. The record is from RefSeq and is a predicted model, not a curated record. Gene Ontology annotation, biological process: nucleoside metabolic process.